AUGGAUAUCUCUCACCCCGCAGCAGGAUGGGAUAGUGUUGGUGAGAAGUGGUUCCGCAAGACGCAGCUCUACACCGAGGUCUUCGACCAAGACGUGGAUCUCGAUAAUUACAUCGUUGCUGGUGCCCCAUAUGGAGGCGCAUUAGCUCUCCAUCGAGAUGAAUCCAAGAUUCAGGCGUUUCGCGCCCAGCAAUCGUCCAAACCUAGUAUCGACAUCUACAGCUAUGCUGGCAAGCAGCUGAAGGCCAUCCCCUGGGAUAAGGGCUCUAUCAAGGGUCUCGGAUGGACCGAGGACGAAAGGCUUCUCGUUGUUACCACAGACGGGACCGUGCGAGUCUACGACCUUCAAGGCGAUUUUACCCAGUUCUCCCUCGGGAAUGGCGCUGAUAACUACGGCGUCCACUCGUGCAGAUUUUAUGACCACGGGAUGGUCGCCCUCCUCACAAACCACGCCCUCGUCUCCGUCACCUCAUACACCGAGCCGCGACCAAAACUUCUCGCCUCACCUCCCGACGGCGAAAUCCACUCCUGGGCCGUCAUCCCCCCGGCUUACACCCUCUCCCGCUCCGUCGAGGUGCUUCUCAGCAUCGGCCAGACCAUCUACGUGGUCGACCCCACCGAAUGUGAAGACCGAUUCCUCGACAUCGGCCCCUUCAGCCACGUCAGCGUCUCCCCCGACGGCGCCUGUGCCGCCCUGUACACGCAGUCCGGCACAGCCCAUGUGAUUGCCAGCGACUUUCAACAGAGGUUUAUCGAGUAUAGCUCGCAAUCCAAGAUCCCGCCCAAGUAUGUCGAGUGGUGUGGCAGGGACGCCGUCAUUGCGUGGGAGGACGAGGUGCACCUGAUCGGGCCCGAUAACGCCUCGGCCACCUUCUUCUACGACGGACGGGUUCACGUCAUCUCUGAACAUGACGGCGCGAGGUUCAUCACCAAUGAUGUAUGCGAGUUCCUCGAGCGCGUACCCCGGGCUACCGAGGAAGUAUUCGGCGCAAAGACCGAAUCCUCGCCGGCCUCUAUCCUCUUGGACGCCGUCCACCAGCUGGAAAUGCAGUCCCCCAAGGCCGAGGACUGCAUCCAGCUCAUCCGGCCCAACCUCACCGAGGCCGUCGACACGUGCGUCAACGCCGCCGGCCGCGAGUGGAGCGUCCACUGGCAGAAGCAGCUCCUGAAAGCCGCCUCCUUCGGCAAGUCGGUCCUCGACAUCUACAACAGCGACGACUUUGUCGACAUGUGCGAGACCCUACGCGUCCUCAACGCCGUGCGCUUCUACGAGGUCGGCCUGCCGCUUUCCUUCGCCCAGUACCAGCGCCUCGCCCCGGACGGCCUCCUCCAACGCCUGCUGAGCCGCCACGAGUACCUCCUCGCCCUCAAGAUCGCCGGCUACCUCCACCUGCCCACGGACCGCAUCUACGUGCACUGGGCCUGCGCCAAAGUGCGCGCGGGGACCGACGACGAGACCACCAUCUGCCGCACCAUCGUCGACCGGCUCUCCGGCAAACCAGGCAUCUCCUUCGAAGAGAUCGCGCGCGCCGCCUACGACGAAGGCAGGGGCCGGCUCGCCACCGAGCUGCUCAACCACGAGCCCCGCGGCGGCCGCCAGGUGCCGCUGCUCCUCAGCAUGGAGGAGGACGAGCUGGCGCUCGAUAAGGCCGUCGAGAGCGGCGACUCGGACCUCAUGUACACGGUGCUGCUGGAAAUGAAGAAGAAGCUGCCCCUCGCCGCCUUCUUCCGCGUCAUCAACGCGCGCCCUGCCGCCACCGCCCUCGUCGAGGCGUCGGCGGCGCGCGAGGCCGACAACGCGCUGCUCAAGGACCUCUACUACCAGGACGACCGGCGCGUGGAGGGCGCUGACGUCUUCGUCCGCGAGGCGAUGCGCCAGCCUGACGCGCGCACCGCGGGGGACAAGCUGGCGCUGGCGGCUCGGAUCCUGGCGGACGCCAAGGAGGCUGCCCUCGAGGUACGGGCCUUGAAGGAGGCGGCCGCGCUGCUUAGGCUGCAGGAGGCGCUCGAUCGCGACCUGACCGAGCCGUUUACGGGCCUCAGUGUGAAUGAUACCAUGUUCAAGCUCAUCCGGCUUGGGUACCACGGCCGGGCGAAGAAGAUACAGAGCGAGUUUAAGGUGCCGGAGAAGGUGGCGUGUUGGAUCCGGCUCCGAGCGUUGGUGGCGAAGCGUGACUGGGCUGAGAUUGAAGACGUUGCCAAGUCCAAGAAGAGUCCGAUUGGGUGGGAGCCCUACUACAACCUCACCCUGCAAGCGGGCAACCCGCGGCUGGCCGCCAUCUUCAUUCCCAAGUGCACGGGCCUCGAGCCCGGCGAGACGGUGACCAUGUACGAAAAGUGCGGCAUGCGCGUCAAAGCCGCCGAGGAGGCCGUCCGGCUCAAGGACGCUGAUGCGUGGACCCGUCUGCUGGAAGCGGCGGGGCGGAAUUCGCAGGAGGGGAGGGAGAUUGAGAGGCUGGGGCAGGCGGUUUUCAAGAGGUGA
This is a messenger RNA of Sodiomyces alkalinus F11, 2481 nucleotides long. Its product is annotated as vacuolar protein sorting-associated protein. Gene Ontology annotation, cellular component: endosome; HOPS complex; cytoplasm. The transcript is spliced from 6 exons. Gene Ontology annotation, biological process: endosomal transport; intracellular protein transport; vacuole fusion, non-autophagic. Gene Ontology annotation, molecular function: actin binding. The record is from RefSeq and is a predicted model, not a curated record. NCBI's taxonomy places the organism in Eukaryota, Fungi, Ascomycota, Sordariomycetes, Glomerellales, Plectosphaerellaceae. The coding region runs from base 1 to 2481 and encodes 826 amino acids.